Messenger RNA from Solea solea (common sole), 3436 nucleotides. RefSeq names its product zic family member 5 (odd-paired homolog, Drosophila) (gene zic5). Gene Ontology annotation, biological process: regulation of transcription by RNA polymerase II; central nervous system development. NCBI's taxonomy places the organism in Eukaryota, Metazoa, Chordata, Actinopteri, Pleuronectiformes, Soleidae. Gene Ontology annotation, cellular component: nucleus. Gene Ontology annotation, molecular function: DNA-binding transcription factor activity, RNA polymerase II-specific; RNA polymerase II cis-regulatory region sequence-specific DNA binding. The record is from RefSeq and is a predicted model, not a curated record. The coding region runs from base 266 to 1759 and encodes 497 amino acids. The transcript has 2 exons.
UCGCUUCGUUCUCCUAACUGCCAGUCACCGAAAUCCGUCCAAUACCCGCAGUGCCAUUUCUAAACUGUAUUCCCCACUGUGUCCUCCAACUGUUGUGUGUUCUGCCAAUCGCUUGAGGACAGAGUGGGAAAAGGAGCAAGCAGAGUUAGAAGCCGGACAAAAGAACUUAUAGAACCCGUAUAUACAUAUUUUCCUCAUGUUUUAGGGAGCGCGGUGUGCUGGAAAAACAGUUGCGGUGAGUGUGCAUGGACUUGUCAGUGUAGUUAUGGAACCCCCUUUAAGCAAGAGGAAUACAGCGAUAAGAUUAGCGGAAUUGGCAGCGACUCAACCCCAUCCUCAUCAGAAUAUGACAGGCUUCCCGGGGCUCGGGGGGCAUCACCCUCUCUCCCACCAUGCCCACCUCCACCCUGGGGAGCUGGGCAACGACCCCGGAGUGGCACUCACUCCAUUUGGACCAGAGCACAUGGCACAGACAAAUGCUCUCAAACUUAGCCCAUCUCAGCACAUUCAGAGCCAUCACGAAGCCCAGACCGCGGCAUCUUUCACUUCCACUCAGACCACAGUUGGUUUCCCCGUGGCUCACCCCCACUCAGGCUACUCAAGCAGCAGGGACUUCAUCCUCAGGAGAGAACUCUCAGCCUCUGCUAUGCAUGCACUUGGCGACCAGCAUAGUUCCGCCUCCUCCCCUCAUCACCAUGGCAUGUUCAUCUCCCCAACAGGUGCCUAUGGGCACACGGAUAGUGGGGCCCAUUCACUUUUUACUGGACUUCACGACCAGGCGUCCCAAGGUGCCCACCACCACCACCACCAUGCCCUUAACGGGCAGAUGCGCCUGGGUAUACCGGGGGACAUCUACGGCAGGCCAGAGCAUUUCGGGCACAGGCCAGAACACUAUGGACCCUCUUCUCUCCACAGCUACAACUCCAUGAACCUCAAUGUGAACAUCGCUUCAGCUCCUCACGGAGCGGCGGGGGCGUUUUUGAGAUACAUGCGGCAGCCCAUCAAACAGGAGCUCAUCUGCAAGUGGAUUGACCAGGAGCUGAGUCAGAAGAAGCCCUGCUCCAAAACGUACAGCACCAUGCACGAGCUGGUCAACCACGUCACGGUGGAGCACGUCGGGGGACCGGAGCAGAGCUCCCACGUCUGUUUUUGGGAGGAAUGUCCGCGGGAAGGAAAAGCUUUCAAAGCGAAGUACAAACUGAUUAAUCACAUCCGAGUUCACACGGGAGAAAAGCCAUUCCCGUGUCCCUUCCCGGGCUGUGGAAAAGUGUUCGCUCGAUCGGAGAAUUUAAAGAUACACAAGAGGACUCACACAGGGGAGAAACCUUUCAAGUGCGAGUUUGACGGCUGUGACAGAAAAUUCGCAAACAGCAGCGACCGGAAGAAGCACUCCCACGUCCACACCAGCGACAAGCCUUACUAUUGCAAAGUCCGCGGCUGUGACAAGUCCUACACGCACCCGAGCUCUCUGCGGAAACACAUGAAAGUCCACUGCAAGUCCCCGCCGCCCCCUUCCACCAACGUCGCCUACAUCCCCUCCACAAACCCCCACGGAGACCCACUCUCGCCCAACACCGAGGCGCACAGGAACCGCUCCUCGAACCUUUCCCCUCAGGUCACCAACCUCAACGAGUGGUACGUGUGUCAGGGAAGCGGUGGACAACCCAACCACCUCCACACGCCCUCCAGCGACUUACCCACGUCUGACUCAGACGACGAGGACACUUUCAGGAACUCAGACCCGAGGACAAUGCUCUGAUGCCCCCCCGGUCAUAGUUGACCCAUUAAAGUGUGUACAUCCAUGCUGACCCGCGCCACAUCAGGAUAUCGAUCAGUUGUUCUCACUGUAGUAUGAUUAAACGACAGUGAUACAGUAACACACACAUAUGUCGUGGAUGCAAUGCUGGCCUCGUUACGUCAGAGGGAAGAGACUUUGACCUUUUGGUUUUGGUUGUUUCUUUUUUGUUGUUUCUUUUUUAUAUAUAAAAUGCAGAUCAGAACUUACAAAAUAAAACAUUUAUAGAGCAUUAGAAAUACAAUUAAACGUUUUUCGAACCCCUUAUCUUAAAUAGCCAUUCAAAAUGGUUUCUGACUAUAACUUUUUAAAAUUAUUAUCCCCCCCCAACAAGAGCAGUUUGCUGAUUUUUAAUUAACUGCAUGUCUAAGGACUCAACUGGUGUGAUGAAGUGACAUCUUUCAUGUGACCUCCCAUCAUUCCCCUUGCAGUUUAAUAACUGGGCUGCUAUCAAUCACUGUCAAGUCCCAGACAUGCAAGGGAGAUAAAUGGUACUCCUUGUACAAACAAACUGGCAACAAAUAAUUAAUGGACAUAAUCUAGUGAGGAUAUAUAGUGGAGGAUUUUUUUUUAAUUUAGUAUUAUUAUUAUUAUUAUUAUUAUUUUAUUUCUCUGAUGAGAUAUUGUACAAAACUUUGAUAAUCGAAGGAUAAGGGGGGAACAGGAGGCAGACAUCUGUGUGUCUUACAGGUUCUCGUUUAUCUUUUCAGAUUUAUACAAUACAUGUGUUUGGAUGGAAUUUUUGUAAUAUUUAAUAACUAUUUAAGUCUAUAUUUUAUGCACAGUACACACGUGUUAUGCUCGUUAAAGAGUAUGAGUGAAGUCCCUGGAGACCCUAAAUGUCUACACUGACAGGUUUUGACCCUGUAGGAUUUGUAUAUAUGUCAUUGUGCUGAUGCUUGUGAAUGUUGUGUAGUUUUAAUUACGGAGAAGAAAAAAAACAACGUUGUUUUGUACAUUGUAAUUUAUUUGCUGGUAUCAAUGUUGUACUGGAAUUACAGAAACACCAAAGAAUAAUAAUAUCAGUUUUGGUGAUGCGUAGUACCCUGCUGAUGUUUUUAUUUUUAUCUUUAUUUUUAACUUCUGUUGUAUUUUGUUUUUAUAUAUAUUUUAAUUGUGUUCUGUAACAGGAAAAAAAAACUUGAAUAGGCUGUGUAAUGUGAAAAAUCCCUUCCUCGCAUGCCUUUUUUGUAGUGAUCCGUCUUUCUCUUUGAGGUGCAUGGUGCCGUUGGACAUGGUGGAUAAAAAAAGGAGAUGAUUAUUGUGCUGAGCCUUGUUGUUCAGAAUUAAAUUUAUACAAAUAUCUUGCUAAAAAUAAAAAAAAAUACCAGGACAUAUAUAGUAAACAAUAAUACGUGUGGCAUUGAUGAUUUAUGAAUGAGUUUUAUUCACAUUUUGACAAAACAAACAAAGAAGAUUUAAAUGGAGCUGGUGCUUUUGAGAUGUGUUGAGGUUUUACGUGUAAAUUACAGCAUCAGAGUCACUCACCUCAAACGUGAGAGUGGCUCUGUUUAAUGCUUAUCCUGACAUUUCUACACCGUGUUGUCUGAGAAUUGGGCCUAUAACGGGCCAAAGAAGGCUGGUAUAAACUAAUCACUGAGCUAAUGGGGAAACUUAGAGCCCCCUGAUGGCGCUACCUUC